This is a messenger RNA of Trichoderma harzianum CBS 226.95, 1330 nucleotides long. RefSeq lists its product as hypothetical. Gene Ontology annotation, molecular function: phosphatidate phosphatase activity. The transcript is spliced from 4 exons. NCBI's taxonomy places the organism in Eukaryota, Fungi, Ascomycota, Sordariomycetes, Hypocreales, Hypocreaceae. Bases 164 to 1072 code for a protein of 302 amino acids. Gene Ontology annotation, biological process: phospholipid metabolic process. The record is from RefSeq and is a predicted model, not a curated record.
AUAACUCUCACCACUCACUCUCACUACAACACCCCUUUUCAAACUUCAUUCUAUAUCUAUUCAGCAGCGCUUCUCAUUCAUGGACAAGCCACUCCUAAUAUAAAAAAUUCCCUCAUCGUCCUCUGCCAUCUCAUCUCAUCUCACUCCCAGGCGCAACGUCAACAUGCCUUCUGUGCGCACCGCCAACGCAGGCGACUCAACAGCUUCGAUGGGGCCUCUGGCUAGGUUCUGGAGAACGACUCAUGCGCCAGACUACAUCGGCUUCACAAUACUUCUCGCAGGAUGGAUCUUGAUUAUCCUCCUCGUCAAUCCCUUCCACCGCAUGUUCUUCAUCAACGACCUGCGCAUCUCAUACCCCCACGCCGAACAUGAGCGAGUCACCGUCCCUCUCAACUUCCUCUACGCCCUCUUCAUCCCUCUAGGCGUCCUCAUCGCCUACAACAUCGCCACCCGCGCCUCAACCCACAAACACGAAGCAACAUAUCUCUCCCUCGGCAUCUCCAUCGUCCUCUCCUCCUUCAUCACAGACAUUGUCAAAAACGCCGUCGGCCGCCCCCGCCCGGACCUCCUCGCCCGCUGCCAGCCCUCCGCCGACAUCAAACCCAACGUCCUCGUCACAAUCGCCGUCUGCACCGCCCCCGACGGCCACACCCUCCAGGACGGCUGGCGCUCCUUUCCCUCCGGCCACUCGUCCUUCUCCUUCGCCGGCCUCGGUUUCCUCAGCCUCUUCCUCGCCGGCCAGCUCCACAUCUUCAACUACUACUCUGGCGGCCGCGAUCUCAGCCGCGCCCUCAUCUGCCUGUCGCCCCUCAUCGGAGCCGCCCUGGUCGCCAUCUCGCGGUGCGAAGACUAUCGCCACGAUGUCUACGAUGUGUGCGUCGGGUCGGCGCUCGGCAUGACCGUUGCGUACUGGAGCUACAGGCGGCAUUUCCCCAAGCUGACGAGCCCCAACUGCGACGAGCCUCAUCCUCACCCGGCCGUCGAGGCUCAGCAGCAAGGGUGGCAGCGCGUGCGGGACGAAGAAGAGCAAGGUAGUGAAUUAGCCUUCCCACUAGGAACUCGACGAAGCUGAGACGGCUUGAGGCUAAUGCUGAGAUUUCAUAUUGCGCAAUGUAGUGUACUCAUAGCGGGAAGAGCUUGUCUUUUAUGUAAAUAGCUGCAACUCUGCCAUCUACCGUCGUGUCCCUCCAAGAGAAAAGGGGGCCAUCAAAAGUAUAUAGGAUUUCUUUUCUUUUCUUCUUGUUACUUUUUGGAUAAUGCGGCAUGCUUACAUCACAGGAAUCCCUGAAUAAGUCAAACUCAUCUUGGGACGUGUCGUAUUGUUACAAGG